Molecule: messenger RNA, 942 nt
Organism: Propithecus coquereli (Coquerel's sifaka)
Lineage: Eukaryota; Metazoa; Chordata; Mammalia; Primates; Indriidae
Product: putative vomeronasal receptor-like protein 4
Biological process (GO): G protein-coupled receptor signaling pathway
Cellular component (GO): membrane
Molecular function (GO): pheromone receptor activity
Source: RefSeq, a predicted model, not a curated record
AUGCCAUUAAGGCCAUCACUUUCCACUUAUGUUAUUAUUAAAAAUGCCUUUCUUUUCCCAUUUGGCUUUGGAAUCUCAGCAAACAUUUUUUUCCUUUACUUUCAAAUUUCCACACUCCUUCUGGAUGUCAGGCCUAAGCCAAUCAACAUGAUUACCUGUCACCUGGCCCUUGUCCACAUCAUGAUGCUGCUUAAUGUACUUUUUUUCUUAUCUCCAGACCUGUUUGAGUUAUUGAGUUUUCAGAAUGACUUCAAAUGUAAGGCAUAUUUCUACAUGAACAGGGUGAUGAGGGGCCUCUCCAUAUUCACCACCUGCUUCCUGAGUGUGUUCCAGGCCACCACCAUCAGCCCUAGAACCGCCUGGUUGGCAAGAUUUAAACAUAAAUCUAGAAAUUAUAUUACAUGUGUUUUCUUUUUCCUAUGGUCUCAGUUGUCUUCCAGUGGUAAUGUGAUCUUCUACAUUGUGGCUUACUCCAACAUGACCCAAACCAAUCUACUAAGAAUAGAAAAAUACUGCUCACUUUCCCCCAUGAACUCCGUCAUUAGGGGUCUUUUUUUCACUCUCACAAUAUCCAGGGAUAUUUCCUUCAUAGGAAUCACGCUGCUUUCAAGCGCAUACAUGGUGAUUCUCUUGUCCAGGCACCAGAGGCAAUACCAGCACCUUCGCAGCUCAGCCUCCCAAAGAGCCAACCCAGCAAAAAGAGCUGCUCAGACCAUCCUGCUGCUGGUGAGUUUCUUUGUGGUCAUGAACUGGCUGGACUUCAUCCUCUCAUUCUCCUCAACCCUGUUAAAGGCAUAUGACCCAGUCAUCCUGAGUGUCCAGACACUUGUGGUCAAUGUCUAUGCCAUUGUCAGUCCUUUGAUGCUAAUCAGUUCUGAUAAGAAGAUGAUCAACAUUCUGCAAGAUAUGCAACAGAAGUGUCUUCAAUUUUUAAUAAUUUAA